This is a messenger RNA of Cercopithifilaria johnstoni, 1944 nucleotides long. The record is from the annotation of a GenBank genome assembly. Lineage: Eukaryota; Metazoa; Nematoda; Chromadorea; Rhabditida; Onchocercidae.
AUGCGAUCAAACGAGCCAACCAACAAGAACGAAAAAAAAAUUGAUGAAGUGAUAACAGUAACGAAAAAAGACGAAAAGAAGAAAAGUGAUUCAGACGACAAGAAGGACAAAGAGAAGCGUCGAGAUUCCGUAACAGGUUCAACUUUGGAUACAAGUUCAUCAAACAGUUCUGUGGAUUCGGAUGAAGUUGACGCAGCGGAACAUAAUGAUUCAAAAAGUACGAUAACUUUCGAAGGAUCAAAGUUGCAAGUGGAUAGUCAUAAAGUCGAUGAUUCUAUCAAUGAAGUGAUAAAGAGAAUCUCUACAAUUUCAAGUGCCGAAUCAGGUGAAGUACCUAAAUCAGAUAUAAACAACGACAGAGAGGAUGAGCAGAUAAUGGAUGAGGAUAAUGGCGCUGAUGAACAAAAUGGUCCAGAGAAUAAUUCAAAGAAGCCGAGGAAACGCAAUCGGAAGCAAGGUAGAAAAAAUAAACCAAACAUUCCAUCUAAUAAAAAUGAAACGUUUUCGAAUAAAACUAACCUCUCAUGCACAGUCGAUGGUGAUACAAAAGAAAGUACACUAGAGGCUUUGAAAGAUAGUGUUAUGGAUACUUAUCCGAAAUUAGGAGCUUGGGUGGCAAGAAAAGAAGUUAUGAGCGUUGAUGGAAUGGAAACGUCGAAUUUGUUGUAUAUGAUUGAUACCAGCAAUAAGUUUGCGCACCGUUUUACUCAUUGGAUACGAGAGUUUUAUAUCUCAGCUAUUGAUGGCGACGUUGAGAAAUUCAUGAUUAAGUUCACCAGCAUUGUACAAAUUUUAAAAAAGAAAGCUUGCAGUGAGCAUUAUAAGCAUAUGUCUGGACAUCAAUUGAAGGAACACGUGAUGAACAAUGUUAUCUGUGCAUUCUUCAAUAAAUCAGAGAACACAUCUAUUUUGCAUCACCUUGCACCAACCAAAAAUACUGACUGUCCAUGUAGUAUGAGAAACCAUGGUUACUGCAGAUUGAUUAAAAUAAUUUUGAAUAUGUUACCGUGGAAAAAUCGAAGAAUUUUACUUGCUACAUCCACAAAAAUAACUGGAAAAACUGCUCUGCAUUUAGCAGCUGCUACGGGGCAGCCUUGUCAAAUGCAAGCUUUGAUGGAUUUUGGAGCCUGGCCAGAUUUUUUCGAUCAUUCUGGACGCGCACCAUUACAUUACGCCAUUAUGAGAAAUAAUUUAGAAAUGGUGAAAUUGCUUUUGUGGUACGGAGCAGACAUAUCAUUAAAAGAGCGUUCGGCGACACCACUUCAACUUGCAGGCUCUUCACCAACAACUACAUCAAUAUGUGAAUACUUACAUGCACGAGUAACUGCAUUAGAAAAAAUAUUUAUGCAGUGGGUAAAGAAGUACGUGAGAGGUGUUUGGACACCUGUACAUGCUAUUUCCGACUUGCAUUUUGCAAAGUUAUCAAAAGCAUGCGAUUCAAGAAGAGAUGCAUCUCGGAAUUUCAUAACCAAAACUCGUAAAAUCCAUAUAAAUAUUUCGGGGACACGUACUGCCAACCUGCAGCUGAAGAAAUGUCCGCUUAUGUUACUCUUUAUUGUACCAACAUUCUACAAGGGGGAAGACAGAGUGGCGGAUGCUUCUAAUCCGCAGAUAUUUUGUGCAAAACUGCAAAACGUAAAUGGAAUCGUUGUUAAAUUACUUCCAUUAACACCAUUACUAAGUUGUUCGAAGUGGAAUAUUGACAUUAGAUCAGCCCUUGAAAAACCUCAUAAUGGAUAUUUUUACGUCUAUAAACUGCCAGAAAAUAUUGAAGUUGAUUCGUACACACUUCACUUGAUGGUAGAAUUAGAGGAGUUACGUUUUCAAGCUUCCCACAUAACACUUGCAGUACAGGCUUUUGCAUGUGGUCCACCAGACUUAGAGCACUAUAACGAAUUACGAGGUCUCGUAACUCACUCAAACAACAAAACAAAAAUGGACUGA